Tripterygium wilfordii is the source of this 699-nucleotide messenger RNA. RefSeq names its product proline-rich protein 3-like. The record is from RefSeq and is a predicted model, not a curated record. The coding region runs from base 1 to 699 and encodes 232 amino acids. NCBI's taxonomy places the organism in Eukaryota, Viridiplantae, Streptophyta, Magnoliopsida, Celastrales, Celastraceae. The transcript is spliced from 3 exons.
AUGAAAAAGGAUAUUGUUGCUGUGAUGGUAUGGACGGAAUCAAUUGAGACAAAUAUGGAAGAAGCCAUGCUCCCCGAAGUCCAACAUGCGCUGUACUUGGGAGUUGGGACUGAAAGAGCUGAAGACCACAGGAAGAGAGCCAUUCAACCUCAAAACAACUUCACAAAUCUGUCCUCAAUUCCCUCUAAACCAAAUUGCGUGACCAUGGCAGGCCUCAGCUAUUUCUUCUUUCUUUUGUCAAUUUUGGUCAUUGCUUCCGCCGCAGAUUAUAGCUAUGCAAAGCCAGAAAUGGAAAACAUACUCUCCUCAACGAUAGGUAUUCAGGGGAUAAUUUACUGCAAAUCAGGCCAUGAAAUUAUCCCUCUUGAAGGGGCUGUGGCUAGGAUAACAUGCUCAGGUGUUGAUGAGUAUGGAUUUGACAUGGAACCGUUCACUGUACUGGCUGAUGCAACAGAUGCUAAAGGCUACUUCUUUGCAACCCUAUCUCCUUCUGAGGUAGAAGAAGAGAACAAGAAGCUCAAGGAGUGCAAAGCUUUCCUCGAGCUCUCGCCGUCCAACACUUGCACAGUCCCCACGGACGUGAACGGAGGGAUUACUGGUGCUCUUCUUGCUUCUCACAGAUUCCUCAAUGAGAAGAAAAUAAAACUCUACACCAUUGGGCCUUUCUUCUACACUCCAGGGCCUAAUAAUGGUUAUUGA